Hylaeus volcanicus is the source of this 11084-nucleotide messenger RNA. It is a transcript of the gene dom, whose product is annotated as helicase domino. Gene Ontology annotation, molecular function: ATP-dependent chromatin remodeler activity; ATP binding; ATP hydrolysis activity. Bases 421 to 9648 code for a protein of 3075 amino acids. Gene Ontology annotation, cellular component: Swr1 complex. Lineage: Eukaryota; Metazoa; Arthropoda; Insecta; Hymenoptera; Colletidae. The record is from RefSeq and is a predicted model, not a curated record. The transcript has 27 exons.
UGCUGAUUUGAUUUGUUCGACGGAAAACCAGUCGUUUUAAUAUUUUUCCCAGUAACCAAUCGGAAACGCUUGGUGCUGCCACGUUGCCGAGUAUCCGGUUGGGGUCAGCCAAUCGUAGAAUUGGUGCCCAGUCGGAGCGGCAUCUCUCCGUGGCUUGUGUAAACGCGAAGCAGCAAGCAGCACUCGGUCUGGCCGCGGUCGAAAUUUGUCGGGAGCCGUCGCCAUGUUUAGAAGUGUGUGCGUCCUUGAGCGAGUCGAGCGAAAAUGUUCUGUAAAAUAUUAGAUAUAGCUCAUGCACUGUACAUUACGUGAGGUAGCUAAUUGCAAUUUAACGCUCGUCGAUCACGGGUGUAACAAUUAUUUUCGUGGAUGGCUCGCCUACGUCGCAGAAUUUUGUGAUUACAUUAUGUGUGAUGUGUAAUGAGUGAUAAGCAGACUGCACCUACUUUGCCGCCCCUUAACGGGGGUGGAGGAAAUAAUGGGGGAAGCAAUGGAGGUGCAUCACAACAAACUGUUAGUUUGCAACAGGUUCUUGCCACUGCUCAAGGGCUUAAUGUUCUCACUACUAGUGCUGGACAGCAGUUUGUUAUUACUUCACAGGUUCCUGGCCUUACACAGGUCAUACCGAGCAAUGCAACAACAAAUGCAAACAUUCAACAAGUUGGUGUUACAAGAAUUGUUAAUAUUAGUAGCACGCCCCCACGUGCGAGUCCCGUGGGAGUUGCAGGUGCGAGCAGUUCACCUCUUGCAUCUCCCUCGCGCCAGAAUUCACCGAAAGUUGUUUUAGCAACGUCUCCAAAACUUGUCAGAACUUCUAUUGGAAAUAUGUUUGUCGCGCCAACGUCUCAAGUUUCGAUGCAAUCGCCGCCUGCAAGAAAAAAGUUAAAAUUAACUGACUCCACCGAAAAACCUAGUGCGUGCGCAGACGAGUCGAUGAGUUAUAGAAGAAGAAUUAUGGAACACAAAAUGAAACGAAUGCGUGCAAUAAGGGAGAAGUACGCCGAAAAUGCAUCGGAGCUAUUCUUUCUUCAUGCUGGAGGCAACGUGAUGGAUUUCCAAACUUGGAGAAAGAGGCCGCCGACGCCACAAUAUCUGCAUUUUUUACGUCAACAUAGAUUAGAUCCAGAUGAUGAUGAUGAGGAUUUAACGGUGCCACUGCCAACGAUAUCAGAAAUUCCAGUAACACCUAUGGUGACAACAACUGUUUCCAAUAUAGUUCCUGUGAAUCAGUGUACAGAAGUAACAAUCUCUGGUAUGAACGUUACUCCGGUUGCGGUAUCCACAACGUUGCCUGCUGCAGUAGCUCAACUUAAUCAACAAGGACACGUACCAGGUAGGCCUCAAGGGGGCCGCCAUGGCAUGGUAUUUGCCUUCAGGGCAGCAAUUCAAUCUUCACCAGUCACCGUUCACCCUCCACCUACUUCUACUCUAGCACCCACGCUCAUUAUAGGUAGCGCACCAAUAGUUCCAGGUUCACCAAAGCCUAUAACAACAAUAGCAGCAAGUACUGUAACAGAUAAAUUGUCUACAACAGCUACAACUGUUACAACAACAACCACUACUACUACUGUAACAAUUAUUCCUACUUCUACUUUAACUGUAACUACUACUACUACUACUACUACCACCACGGCAAAAACGUCUACCGCGCCUGUUGUUGCUCCUGCUCAGCCUGCUUUAAAAAUCGUUAAGCUACCUUCCUCUAAUGCGACUACAUCAUGUGAUAUCACGAAUAAUCAAGAACAAAUUGUAGAAAAAGCGAAACAGGAAGCAUACGUUAUGCAGAGGAUCGCCGAGCUCCAGCGCGAAGGGCUAUGGUCAGAAAGAAGAUUACCCAAGGUGCAGGAACCACCUCGUACGAAGGCUCAUUGGGAUUAUUUAUUGGAGGAGAUGGUUUGGUUAGCCGCUGAUUUUGCUCAAGAACGGAAGUGGAAAAAGGCUGCAGCAAAAAAGUGUGCGCGCAUGGUACAGAAAUAUUUCCAAGAAAAAGCAAUUCAAGCACAAAAAGCUGAAAAAUCACAAGAAUUGAGGUUAAAGAAGAUCGCUGGAUUUAUUGCAAAAGAAAUCAAAACGUUUUGGACUAAUGUUGAAAAGCUGGUGGAAUAUAAGCAACAAACGAGGCUCGAAGAAAAAAGGAAACAGGCGUUAGAUCAACAUUUAAAUUUUAUUGUUGGGCAAACAGAAAAAUAUUCCACAUGGCUAACAGAAGGACUUAAUAAAACUGACGGUCCUCAAAGUAUACCAGCUUCUAUUAAUAGUUCUCGAAUAUCUUCUCCAAUCCCCCCUGGAAAAUCUCAUUCCGAUGAGGACUUCCAACCAAACCAAAGUUCAGAUGACGAUGAAGAAACUAUAGCUAAAGCGGAAGAGGAAUUAAAGUCUGUAACGAAUCAUAAAGAGGAAGUUGAAUUGUUAAAGAAAGAAUCGGAAAUACCAUUAGAAGAUCUCUUGAAAGAUUUGCCACCCAACUACUUAGAAGAUAGAAGUAAAAGCUUAUCGCCUAUGCCAAAAGAAGCUGCAGUAGAAGAAAAUGAAAAGACAACGGAUGGAGAUACAGAUUUUGUUGCGGCAUCGGACGAAUCCUCGGAUGAAGAAGAAACUAUCAUGGAACAGGAAAAAUUAGAAGAAAAUGCAGAUUAUAAACAAGAAUUGGAUGAUCUCAAAGCUGAAAAUGAAAUGUCUAUCGACGAUCUUAUGGCCAAAUAUGGCAAUCUGCCGGAUGUUCCAAUGGAUGUUGAUCAGGAUCCUGGUCAAGAAUCGGACAAAGAAAGCAUUAAAGAAGAAGAAGGACAAGAAAAUGACGAAGAGUCUAGCAGUAAUGAAAGUGAAAGUGAAGAAAGCGACAAUGACGUGGGAGAACAAGAGUCUCAAACGCAAAGCGACAAUGAAGCCGACAUAGGGCUUAAAUCUCUCCUUGAAGAUAUAUCUAUGGAGAAAUCUUCGGUUGACAAGACUGAAGACAUGGAUCACUCGCAAGCUCACAAUGAAAUGGAUAACGUGGCAGCAUUAGCAGAGAGUAUUCAACCUAAGGGGAAUACAUUACUCACUACCAGCGUUGUUACGAAAAUCCCAUUUCUCUUGAAACACCUUCUUCGAGAAUAUCAACACAUAGGACUAGAUUGGCUUGUUACGAUGUACGAGAGAAAAUUGAAUGGCAUUUUGGCCGAUGAAAUGGGCUUGGGUAAAACCAUACAAACGAUUGCCUUGCUCGCACAUUUGGCGUGCGAGAAAGGUAAUUGGGGCCCGCAUCUUGUAAUAGUGCCAACGUCCGUGAUGCUUAAUUGGGAAAUGGAAUGUAAAAAAUGGUGUCCUGGUUUUAAGAUCUUGACUUAUUACGGAACACAAAAAGAAAGAAAGCAGAAAAGAACAGGUUGGACGAAACCCAAUGCGUUUCACAUAUGUAUUACGUCGUAUAAAUUGGUUAUACAGGAUCAUCAAAGUUUUAGACGGAAAAAGUGGAAAUACUUGAUAUUGGACGAAGCUCAAAAUAUUAAAAAUUUUAAGUCACAGAGGUGGCAGUUAUUAUUGAAUUUUCAAACACAAAGGCGAUUAUUACUUACCGGUACACCUCUUCAGAAUAAUUUGAUGGAGCUGUGGUCUCUGAUGCAUUUUUUAAUGCCAAAUGUAUUUCAGUCGCAUAGAGAAUUUAAGGAAUGGUUUAGCAACCCUGUUACAGGCAUGAUAGAAGGAAACAGCGAAUAUAAUGAGAACAUUAUUCGUCGUCUGCAUAAGGUUUUACGGCCUUUUUUAUUACGGAGAUUAAAAACAGAAGUGGAAAAACAAUUACCCAAAAAAUACGAACACGUUAUUAUGUGCCGUUUGUCGAAACGGCAGCGAUAUCUGUACGAUGAUUUUAUGUCUAGAGCAAAAACAAAAGAGACCCUGGCUAGUGGUAAUCUACUAAGCGUCAUUAACGUAUUAAUGCAAUUGCGGAAAGUUUGCAAUCACCCGAACUUAUUCGAAGUGAGACCUACAGUGUCGCCGUUCCAAAUGGAGGCUAUUGAAUUUGUUACAGCUUCUUUAAUAUGGAGUGCUCUUGAUUACGAUCCAUUUAAGCAUAUCGAUUUAUCUAGUAUUAAUCUUUUACUAUGCGAUUUGGAGUUUACCCUUACUGCAUUUGCGGCACAUAGAGUAAGACGAUUGCAGACGCCACGAAAGCUAAUAGAAGAAAUAGACAGUCAAUCGAAUCCACCUCCGAGAUGUCCAUCUGGAAAAAUUAAGAUUAACGUUAGAUUGUCUAAUCAAGUUAAACCAUCUACUACGCCUCAGCAGACUCAAACAAAAUUAAAGAAUUUCGCUGGAAUAUUGCCUACUCCAAGAGUUGGAACGUCACCCUUAUUGAAAACAAUAAAUAAUCAAAGCACACCAGGACAAGGUGUCACUUUGAGAGUAGCUGGUGGUCAACAAUUACAAGGAUAUUCCGUACAAUUGGUGCAGCAUCAGGGUAGCGUAAAAGCCAUCCCUGUUGGAACACUAGCACAUAACCCACAAAGUACAACAGUGACACCAACUACAGCAGCAACGAAUGCACAGAGGAUUACAGUAGCGAAUGCAAAUAUCAGAGAUGGACUGCAACGGCUAGCCACGCAGACAGUCACAGUUAAACAAGGUGAUUCCGUCCAAAGAAUAGCAGUGCCUAGUUUUGCACAGCUGGUUCAAACAUCUACUGGUAGACAUAUCAUUCUGACUUCGAAUCAGCAAAACACUAACACAGUUUCGUUUCCGGUAAUGACUCCGAGCGGACAACGUUUAACAGUUUUAUCGAAGUCUUUGAUGGGCCUAUCUACCUCUGCAACUGCAGUUAACAAAGUUGUAGGAGGAGUAGUAACAACAACAAGUGGAACAAGUGGAAGACCCGUAAUGAGGGUACCGCCUCUAAAUGUUACUGCUUCUCAGGUGCAGUCCCCUGCUGGCAAUGGACAAUCGCCGCAACAAUCGAUUCGUUGUGGUAUUGUCACCAGACACGCACAAAAGGAAUCUGAAAAGGCACAAAUGAAAGAACGUCCAAAGUCUGAGUUUUAUUUGCCACAAUUGGAAGAAGAACGUAAACAAAGGAGACAAGACAAACUCCGUCUUCUUGCGAAAAUCAACGAAAGAAGAUGCGCGGCAUGUCCUCUGUACGGUGAAGAUUUGUUUAUGGCAUUGCGUAUUGGAAAACCGUCUACAGCAUGUCGAUGGCAUAAUGGUUGGGUCCACUGUUCCACUGCUAAAGAGAAUCCGCGUACGCGAAGACAAUUUUUUUCCCGCACAGAGGCGCUCGCAGAGGCGAUUAACAGUACAGAACAAAUCGUCGAAGAGCUUAAAGAAGUUUUCGAAAGGUUCGUUGUUCAUGUUCCUGCUGUGUGCGCACCCUCGCCACGUUUUCAUGUUUCUCAUCCACCUCCACAUAAAUUGUUCGGUCAACGACGUAUGCAAAUGGAAAUGCAACGUCAACUGUCGCCGAAAUUUGCAUUGUUUCAUCCAGUAACUAGCGCAAUGAUGACUCAGUUCCCCGAUCCCAGAUUAAUACAGUACGACUGCGGGAAACUGCAAGCCUUGGAUCGACUUCUCAGAAAGCUUAAGUCUGAAAAUCAUAGAGUUUUAAUUUUUACACAAAUGACAAGAAUGUUGGACGUACUGGAAGCUUUUCUUAAUUUCCAUGGCCAUAUAUAUUUGCGUUUAGAUGGUACUACCAGGGUAGAUCAACGACAGGUUUUGAUGGAGAGAUUUAAUGGCGACAAGCGAAUAUUUUGUUUCAUUUUGUCGACAAGAUCCGGAGGUGUGGGUGUGAAUCUUACAGGAGCGGACACCGUCAUAUUUUACGACAGUGAUUGGAAUCCCACGAUGGAUGCCCAAGCGCAAGAUAGAUGUCAUAGAAUAGGUCAAACGCGGGAUGUACAUAUCUACAGGCUAGUAAGUGAAAAGACCGUGGAAGAAAAUAUCCUGAAGAAGGCUAAUCAAAAGAGACUGCUCGGAGACUUAGCUAUCGAGGGUGGUAACUUCACAACUGCUUACUUCAAGAGCUCGACGAUUCAAGAUCUCUUUAACAUCGAUCAAACCGAGAAUGACGCAACCGCGCGAAUGGCUGAAGUGUUGGAUCAGAAUCGAGAUCGAGAGAAAUUUCUACAAAAGGACGCACCAGGACUGCCUCAGAGUACAGAGGACAAAGUGGCAAUGGGAGCACUGGAAAGUGCUCUCGCUGCCGCUGAAGAGGACCUCGACGUUCAAGCUGCGAGGACUGCCAAAGCAGAGGCUGUCGCUGAUUUGGCGGAAUUCGACGAGAAUAUACCUUUGGAAGAUGGGGAAAGGGACGAUAUGCAAGUCAGCAAGGCUGAGCUUGAAGUACAAAAUUUGGUAUCUCAGCUCACGCCCAUCGAACGUUACGCGAUGAAGUUUGUCGAGGAGUCGGAGGGUGCUUUCUCCGCAGCGCAACUCGCAGCAGCGGAACGCGAGCUGGAGGAACAGAAGAAAGAGUGGGAGUUGGAUCGACUGCGAGCGUUACGUGAGGAGGAAGAGAGGCGAAUGCGGUUGGUCGACGACGACGAGAAACCGUUGACGUUCGGACGCGAGGAUGCGCAGAAUCAGGUUAAUAGUGCUAGUAAUUCUAAGAAAUUAGUCAGUAAGAGACUCCCGCCGAAUAGAAGGAGGAGGAGGAGGUCGCGUAGGAAUAAUAGUAAAAGUGCUCAGGAAUCGGAUAGUGAAUCCGAAACCACCACGGAAUCGGAAUCAGAGUCUCAAGAAGAUGUUGUGGAAGAUAGUCUCGACGAGGAAUCGAGUCACACCGAGAGUCAGAGUCAGGGCGACGAGGAUGAUGAGGAUGAAGAAGAAGAAGAAGAAGAAGAAGAAGAGGAGGAGGAGGAGGAGGAGGAGGAGGAGGAAGAGGAUGAGGCGAACGAUCGAAACGAUUCCGAGCGUGGUGGUUAUCGUAAACGUAAAAACCGUUCGAACAAAUCGUUCAGUCAGAAUCACUUUGAUCUCAACAGUCCGAGAACGAGAUCCAGGGGCAACGUCAAGAUUAAUCUGUGGACGUUGGACGUGAGUCCAAUUUUACCAGGCGUAAAACCUAAGGGUCGUGGCAGACCUCGAAAAAUCCGGAAGCAACGGGACCUCGAUAUGGGAAUGAAAGCUGGAGAGAGCUUUGUUUUGCCUUUACCGCCGACCUCGAGCCCUAAGAAAUCAAUCAACCCGAAUACGUCAAAUAAGGUGGACGACGAACACUCCACGACUCCAAAAGUGUCGACUCUAGACACGGAGAGAAGCAAACUCCUUUCGCCUACCAAGGGGUCGAUCGAAAACGUUGAUAAUUGCAAAACCGUUUCGAAUCAUUGCAGAAAACUUAGGAAGAGCACAGACGCAAAGGAGGAUCUUAAUUCUGUUACAAGUUUAGAUUGUUUAGACGCGGAAACGUGUUUUCGAUCGGACGAUUCGGCUUCUAGCAGUAUGUCGGAGCAACGUAAAACGUCGGAAUCGAGUGAGACAGAUACGAAAGUCGAUGGUGACGCGAUAUGCGAUCGAGUAGACAAAUCUUCGGUAUGUAUCGCGCAGUCGGUACACAAAUCAACAUCGCAGUGCAACAAUCUUGGAAACGACGUACCUCGCAACGAAAAUAUCGAACAUCUUGAUACCAGCGUUACUUCGCCGAGUCGUAACUCUUACUCGUCCGUGAUAGAGUCGGGUACUUUGAAAAUGAUCUCCGAUUCCGAACUAACAGAAGAAAUCAACGUAUCGGAAUAUUCGUUGACCGCUUCCUUGAAGAGCGAGAUAGUCGUCCAACACGUGGAAGAAGCUACAGAGAAAUUGGAUUCCGUUUCCGAAAAUAUCAAACCUGUUACGGAGAAGAACGAACGUUUGAAAGGGGAACGAUCGGAAGGCGAGGAUGAAAAUAAUCCAAAGAACAACACCAGGACACGAAGUCAGGCCAAGGCGAACGAAAACGGAAACUUAGAACAACCGUUGUCGAGUAAGGAACGAUCGGACGAUAGUGUUUCAAAUUCCCCUAAGGAACGCGCAUCCAUUUCUGUGAUAAAAACAAGCUCUAGUCAGGAGGUCGGUAGCAAAGAGGAAAAAAGCAGUAAAUUAGACGAAGACAACGACAAUAAAUUACCAACCUCUUCUACGAACGAUCCCGAUUCGUGCGACUCGACAGAGUCCGAUCUGAACGAAGAAGGUAAUCUAAAGUUUCGCAAACCUGACUCAUCCUACAGUAUAACUACAAGACGCGCGAAAACCAUCGCCACGGAAAACUCUGAAAACAAAGAUUCGGUCACGCAGGUAUCGUCGAGUGAGUCGAAGAAGAAUCAAGAAAGCGAAAUUUCGAAUGUAAACGUCACGCGCAAGGAUAUAAAUAAAAUAGCAUCGAUAAGGAGACCAGAUACACCUAGGCCUACCGCGGAGCACGGCAGAAUUACGAGGUCGAGCGUAGGUCGUUCUCUGACACCUCCGCCUAGCAGUCCCACGAAAUCUUUACACAGGAAACCACCGGACCCUCCUUUUCCCGAGUGCUUCAAAUCUUCCCCGCGGCCAGUGACGAGGUCGUCGACUAUGAAUUCACCGUUGCGAAACGAAGAACAAAGUACGGUGUCGUCGUACGAGAAACCAACCACGCGCAGUUCGAAAUCCUUGGAUAACGGCUUCGUGAAUCCCGUCCUACCGUUCCGUAGAAGCAGCUCUAUACCGCCGAUGAAACCCGUGUCUGAAACAAAAGACGGUAGCCCCGUUGCGACUAGGUCGAAGAGGACCAGUGAAUCCUCGAGCGUGAACGUAAGUGUCUCGAGAAGGCGACCGGACACACCAGUUCCUACUUUCGAACAAAUGUCGAGAGUCACGCGAUCUGGCUUAAGUUUCACUAUGAAUUCGGGGAAGUCGAGUUUCAACCACGCGCCUUCGCACAGAGGAGGCAGACACGCCCGGAAGGUGGACUCUUCUAGCGAUUCGAAGACGCAGGAUUCACCUGUUUCGCCCAAGAACACCGAUUCGAACGGGAACGCCGUUGCUUCGGAGGACUUCACGAAACAGGACGACCCCAUUUAUGGAGAAGGAAACGAGAAGCCGCAACGGACGGCUAAGGUAGUAGCGAUCCUUACUUUGGACACUAGAAACAAUCACAGUAGCAAAGCGUCCAGUUCCGUUCACGGAAAGUCUUCGAACUCCAGUGCCGGCGAAACGAAAAACACUAAGAAGCACGAGUCGAAUUCCAACGCUCCCGAAUCCCCGGGGAAGAACUGUCUGAUGCGAAUUUCCGACGUGACUUCCAAUUGUAAAUUAGACGGAUGGUGUGGCCCCGGACUGGAGACCAGUUCUCGAGGUAAUCGCGUAGCUUCCACCGUGCUCUCGAACUCGGCAAGUACUUACACGAACUCCGCCAAGGCUGGCAAAGCGUCGAAUUCGAAACAUAAAACCGACAAAGUUUCGUUGCCUGUGCAGUCGACGGUGAUCGCGUUGGUCGAUCUGGACAACGAUCCUAAUUACGACUCGCCGGACGGCUCGCAACGAUUGAGAAGGAAAAUAAAACGGACACGAUUAACGUCGUCGCAGAUAGUCGAGGCGCUGGAAGAAGAAGAGGAACAGAUACCGCCGUCGAAGAAGUCCGUUCGUUCUCAGCUACCGCCUCCACCGCCUCCUCCUUCGCAGACGGCUCAAUUGGAAAAGAUAAGCAGCGGCAGCGUAUCUUGAGUCUCGUUGAAAUUUUAUCGCUGCGACAUGUAGCAGCGAGUUUGUAUAAAUAUUCCUCGACGCGAUUCGAAGGCGCGCGGAUGCCAUUUUUGGCUGCGCGUGUAAAAUCCAAGUUAUCGAAUUUUUUGUUUUCUUUUCGCGAGAGGGAACACCACUUUUGGGAACCGAAAAAGGUGCUAUUCAACGGUUUAUUUUUCUUCUUUUGUUCUUUGUAUAAGACGAAACGACGUCUAAUACGAACGUUUUAAUAACGUAUAUUUGAAGUACACAGGAGGCAAGAGAGUUGCGUCGAAGUCAUAGGAACACCAGCGUGUUAAGGUUCCUUUUCGCGUGACGUUGAGUCGCGACUUCUAACUGUACAUUUUUUCCAUUUUGUAAGCUAUUUUUUACACGAACAAUUUACUUGAAAACGUUAAGAGUUAAUAGCUGUUAAUAGGCAUGAUAGACCCAGGAAAAACACGAGACAAUCGACAUGUUGUUCACUGGCAAGUGUUAUUGUGUAAAACUCUUUACCGAGUAUUACAAACAGCUGGCAGCACUGGUGUUUUUCUUAUACUUUGAACAACAACAAAAUUAAUUUCAUUUCCUAGUCACACGGCGAGGUGAAUUUCUCUGGUCCUAAUGGUUAAAUUCGAACGAAGCUAGAAUCUUUAAGAGCUUAUACGAAUAUCAGUAUCGCUACACGUAUGGAUUUUUUAAAUAUUGAUUCAUUCAAGAACGGUAGACUUUUUCAGCAAAAAAAAACUGUAAAUUUUAGAGGAAAAGAUCGAUAACCGUUUUUUGAAGUUUUAUUUUCUUUUAAAAGGAAAGUAUUAAAAACAGAAAAGAGUCUGUACGCGGGAAGAUAGAUUCGAAAAGUCGAGUUUCAAGAUGAACGCGUCGAACCGGGGUCUCCUGUUUGAGCGUCUGAACACGCUUCGCGGAGAAUGUAUCUUUAUUAUUACCUUAAAUUUUGCCCGGAUAUUUGCGAACAGUAUUUUUACAUUAUUAAAUCUUAAGAAAACGAAUGAGUCCAUUUUUCGAAAUUGCAAAGGUGAUGUUCCCUCUCGAUUUUCACACGAUCCUCUUGUAUAUAAUACGCAUUAACGAGGGAAAGAUAAUCGAUGGAAAAAGUGAGACUUCUUUUCUUUGUACCGAGUACACGCGUGUAAUAUUUUUAGCAUUGUAAAUUUGUGCUCUCCCGUAAAGGUUUUCCUGAACGCCUUUAAGCGACAUUGUAAUUUAUACUUGGUAAUAAGAAAAAGGAAGGGAGAAGUAAGACACAUCCGCGGUUGUAUAAUAUUAGGGAUAGUAACGAGAAUUCAAACAGACAGAUACACACACAUACAAACAAACAAACAAACACACAUUAAUAGCUUAGUUCGUUAGUGACGUUGCAAAGAAUGAUCGCUAGUAUGCGAUCGUUUUUGCGACGAUCGAUCGUAUAAGAGAAAACA